Molecule: messenger RNA, 2092 nt
Organism: Orbicella faveolata
Lineage: Eukaryota; Metazoa; Cnidaria; Anthozoa; Scleractinia; Merulinidae
Product: RIB43A-like with coiled-coils protein 2
Source: RefSeq, a predicted model, not a curated record
AAAGCAAGAGAACUGAUUACAAAAGGAGGCCAUCAACAGAGUUUGCUUUAGAUACAGCCCGAUAUCAACUAAAUGUGGUAGAGACCUUUAAGAAGACAAGAGAAAAAUGUAUAAGCUCGAUCUUCCUGUGGAUAUGAAGGAAAGCGCCGCCAUAGAAAGGCGGCGAAAUCGGGAGUUGCAGCGGCAAAGUCGAAUAUUCAACGCCCGAGUACGAACCAUCGGGAUUGACCUAAAUGCACUCAGUGAGCAAGUGAGUGACCGUACAAGACGCGAAGUUGAAGAGCAAAGACGACACAAUGCUUUUGCUGCUGACAUGACAAGAAAUGACAAGAUCGCUGCUUUACUUCAAAAGCGCCAAGAGCAUGACAUUCGUGAGCUGAACAAGGCUGUGAAUGAGUUCCGCCAUUCACAUCAACAGCCAGAUGGUCGACGAGAGUUUGACCUGAAUGAUCCUGAUAGUUUGAAGAAAGACAAGCCAGCCAGGGUCUCAGAUGAUGAUCCACGAUGUGGUGUAGCAUCACUUCAGAAAUUUGUUGGUGAAGAUUUGAAUGGCAAGGCACGUCAAAAGUUACAACAAGAACAGGCCCGGGAAUGGAUUAAACAGCAGACAAAUGAAAAGGACCAAGCCCUUGCAAAUCAGAAGUAUGCAGAUCACUUGUAUGAUUUGAAAGCUAGGGAAAUGGACCAAAGGGCCUGUGAACUUGCAAGUGCAGAAGCAGAUUGUCGCCGUGCAAUAAACAUGGCAACUAAAGACGUGAAUUUAGCUUUGAAGAGAGAGAGACAAGCCAAGGAAGAUGCAGAAAAGCAACAGGAACAAGAUGACAACUUUACUGAAAUUUCUAAUUCUGUGUUUGGCGACAUGCUUACAGAAAACCCUGAUGUGGCCCAGAGUGCCUUUGGACCACACAGAGUUAUUACUGAUCGGUGGAAGGGCAUGAGCCCAGCUCAACUUGCUGAAAUAAGGCGCAUUCAAAAGGCACAGAUGGACGAUAAGGAGAGGCUGAAACAGCAAGAAGAAGAGCAGGAAAAAGAAUACAACAGACUGAGGCUGACACAAGCCAAGGCAGCAAUACUGGCUGAGCGUAGCAAUGAAAGAAAGAAAAAGGAGAUAGACAGAGACCAGGCUGAUGAGAACAGAAGACUGUCAGCUGAACAGAGGGCAAAGCUUGAAUACUUGGACCAAGAGGUCUACACUAAUGCUCCUACAGCAGCGUACUUUAUGCAGUUCAACACAAACAGUAGAUGAGACAUUCUUGUCAGUUUAAUACAUUGUAGUUACGAUGUCCACUGCAAAACCUUUCGUUGACUUUUUGUGUAUUUUAAAAGAUCAUAAAUUGCAUCUGGGAGCGUCUUGCUAAGGUUUGAGAAACUCAAAUGAUGUGAACAAAGCUUCAAUCUGCAAGGUGUCUGCCAUUUUAAAGAAUUUUAUUUAGUCUUCAGAAUUUUAUUUACACUGAAUGUAUAUCUUUAUGUACAUGGCAAUAAAUUUAAGAAAAUUUGUGACUUCAGAGUCAGUUUUAAAUGUACGUGUUUAACCAACUCUGAUGUAAACCUUGGGGGAACUCCCAUACAAAAGUGAUGAUGAAAUUGAUGGAAAUUUUAAAAAGAACCCCAAAAAGGUAGUAGAAUAUCAUUUCAUGGGCAUAGCUUGACACAUUUAAGCCCACAAGGCAGACCAUAACAGUUUUCUUUACCUUUCCAAUAAUAAUAUGUCAAAGUUCUAAGAGUAAUAAAAUAAUUACAUUUUUUUUAACAUUAACAUAUGGCCUAACCUAUUUGAUAAGUGAAACAUCAUAAUAACUAGUAAGUGAAGAACUUACUAUCACUAGCAAUAUUGCUCUGCACAUUAAAAUUUUGCCUGGAGAACUACUCCUUGACUGGACAAGACAUUAAUAUUUCUGAAAUAAUAAAACAAAAUUUUAAAUCACUUUUGUCAAAGAAAAUAAAAAAACAGUAUUAAUUUCAUAAUAUUUUCAGUAAUUACUACUAAGAUGUUGUUAUCCACUUCAUGUGAAAAUUUAGAAGCCCUAGAGCUGAACUUCAUGGGAACUAUCACUUGCAAUAAAAGCAUGUUAAGGUCAUUCCACUGAAA